Molecule: messenger RNA, 2477 nt
Organism: Microbotryum saponariae
Lineage: Eukaryota; Fungi; Basidiomycota; Microbotryomycetes; Microbotryales; Microbotryaceae
Source: the annotation of a GenBank genome assembly
AUGGGAUCCAGCGUCUUUGAACUAGCCAUCACACCCCCACGACCUCGUCAGCAACCCAAGAAGCUGUCGAGUGCGGUCUCAACCCCCGCAGCAGCAGCAGCAGCAGCAGCAGCAACAACAACAACAACAACGGUGCUGAUCUCGCCCCUGCGCGAAGGUUCACUCAACCACCCGCAAGAGCCUCCUGUGCCUCUGUCGCAGCAGCGGUCUUCGUCGUCCUUGACGCACCUAUCGACCUCGCCUCGGUCUCCGAGCUCGAGCACGAGCAUACUGCAAGAACACACACUCGCUCACCCCAUGCCAGAUCGCACCAACGGCCUCGGUCGCACCACUUCGUUCGGCGAGCCGUCGUCCUUUUCGAGGAGUACGAGCGCGGGUGACAUGUCCAUGGUCGACGACGACGACGACGACGACGACCGUCAGCGCAGUAACCGGUUGCAGGAUGAGCAACUUGAUCUCGAAAACGACGAAUGGCAGCACGAGCACGAUCACGAUCAGGAUGGCGACCUCAAACCCGAUACGGUCCUGGACGAGGGCCAGGACGAUAGCGAUGAUGAGCAGGACCAAGUGUACAAGCCCGUACUACAUGGUCAGUCAGAAUGAUCGCCUUUCCGCACCACCAGCCACUGAGCAACCCACUUUCCUCACCCAGUCGAAGUCCGUCUCAAACCGACGGGCUCCGUUCGGACCGACACCUUGCGCACCAUCGUACGACAAUACCUCCUAGCCGACGAUCCAUCGGAGAUCACCGUAGGACAGAACUGCGAGCUCGAUUCGGCUUGGACGAGGAUCGCCGUUCUGGAUAUGUACGUCGAGAGGAUAUGGAUCGCCGAAUCGGGUCAGUCCCUUCUGGCGACCGAUUCUUCACGUGGUGAUGCUGACCGGACAGUUCACGAGCCAGACUACCCGCAUACGACCGUCCCCCUCUCCCAAGUCGAACUCGAGAUCCACCUCUACCAACCCGCGCUUUCGUCCCGCACCUCGGACUGUUUCAUCUCCACCGCAGACGACGACUACGAGAACCAAGCCAACGAGGACGACGGACCUGCCGCUUCCGUCCUUGAACUACCUUCCCUUUCUUUGGAAGGGAUCUGGGAUAAUCUGAUCUAUGAGGAACCGGUCAAGGAGAAUUUGUUGAAUUAUAUUCAUUCGUCGAUGGAGUUUUCGGACCACGACGUCGAUUUCAAUAUCGUUUCGUGGAACAGGUGCGGGUCAUUUGCCUCAGCGUUUGUGCAGCUGACAGCAGCUGACGAUCAGGUUUUGGUACUCAGGGUAUGCCUCUUGCAUGGUCCUCCAGGAUCAGGUAAAACGUCGCUCUGUCGUGCCCUAGCGCAAAAACUCGCCAUUCGUCUCUCCACAACGUGAGUGAGGCCCAUCGGGACCACCAACCAUCAUGGAACAACUGGAUCACUCAUCCGGCCUUGAACCCACAGCUAUCGCUUCGGUCGACUCAUCGAGAUCAACUCGCAUUCCCUCUUUUCGAAAUGGUUCUCCGAAUCGGGCAAAUUGGUGCAGAAGCUCUUCGCGAGCGUGACGGAGAUGGUCGAGGAUGAGGAAGGUUUUGCGGUGGUGCUGAUUGGUAGGUGGUCCAAUCGGUCUGCACGCUCAGAGGAGAACGUACUGCUGAGCUCAUGUGAGCCCUACAGAUGAAGUGGAGAGUCUUACCGCUGCUCGAGCGGGGGCCAUGUCGGGCAAAGAGCCCUCUGACGCUUUACGGGUAAGGUGGCCGAAGAACUACUGAAGCGCCGAGGCUUCGGUACCUCUCGCUCAGGAGUCGUUCGUCCUCUUACAGGUCGUCAAUGCGUUAUUGACUCAAUUGGACAAGCUCAAGACGCGCAAGAAUUGCCUCGUCAUCACGACGUCCAACUUGUCCGAAGCGAUUGGUGAGCUACACCCUCGACAUUUAGUCAUUCAAAGUACUCGGACUGAGUUUGCUCAUCGACGUUACAGAUCCGGCCUUCAUCGACCGAGCGGAUAUCAAGCAAUACGUCGGAUUGUACGUCAAUUCGAACCUCCACUCCAAUGUGCCCCUACUAACUCACCGAACCCCCUUAUUCACCUCGUCUAGACCGCCACCCCCCGCAAUCUAUUGGAUCCUGCGCACCUCGCUCCUCGAACUCAUGUCCAAACGGAUGAUACGCCCCCAAUCACUGCUCACCUACGACCAACUUUCUAAAAUACGACUCCCCUCCACCCCCGAAGGAACAAGCUCGAGUCCAAGUCAUCGCUUAUUCGACCUUGCAACUGAAUGUCGAGGGAUGAGUGGGAGGACGUUGAGGAAGUUGCCCAUUUUGGCCCAUUCGAAAUUCUUGACUAAGCAGGUUUUGAAAAGCAGGGCUGGCUCGAACGGUAGGGGUUUGAAGUUGGAGAGAUGGUUGGAGGCGCUGGAAUGGGUCGUGAGGGAGGAGAAGAGACAAAAGGGGUUGAUUGAGGGUGCGGGCAGGAAAGAGGGAUUUUUAGAGGGGGGACGGAUGUGA